This is a messenger RNA of Trematosphaeria pertusa, 2865 nucleotides long. RefSeq lists its product as uncharacterized. Gene Ontology annotation, biological process: regulation of transcription by RNA polymerase II. NCBI's taxonomy places the organism in Eukaryota, Fungi, Ascomycota, Dothideomycetes, Pleosporales, Trematosphaeriaceae. The record is from RefSeq and is a predicted model, not a curated record. Bases 203 to 2644 code for a protein of 813 amino acids. The transcript has 5 exons. Gene Ontology annotation, cellular component: nucleus. Gene Ontology annotation, molecular function: DNA-binding transcription activator activity, RNA polymerase II-specific; RNA polymerase II cis-regulatory region sequence-specific DNA binding.
UUUAACCCAGCCAGAGCUCGGUCGCUAGCCCGAUAAAAGACGCCUGACCUCUCGCUGCAUACGCCGGCCCUGGCACCUGUGGCUUGACUCUGUGGCAUCACUCCCCGUUUCAUCAAGUCACCUUGGAGCCUCCCCAUCUUCCGACCUCACUCUCUCUCGAUGCUCUUGGACACCCAGCACCUCUGCUUGGAGCUUCCCAGCGAUGUUUCGAAAUCGGGCCAAUUCGCAGAAGCCGAAUGAAGAGCUGCUCGAGAACUUCAGGGCUACCUUUCCGCACCUCGCGCAGACCACGCGCUCGCAAUCCCUCAACAAUCCGACGGGCACCUCCCUCACCGAUGCGCUCGAUGUAGCUCAUACCACCCGGCAUUUCGGCGAUCAUGAAGAUAUCAAGGACGCCGACCCUACACCGCGCGGGAAUAACGAGCCAUGGCGCUUCACGCCCUCUCUCCUCGAUCCCAAUAGCUUCGCCUUCUCGUCUUUCGCUAAUCAACCGCCUGGAUACUACACUCCCACCCCAGGCGGAACUAAUACCCUCUAUCAUAGUCAGGCUGGAGACCUGCACACCCCGGGCUUCAGCUUCGGCCUAGGAACUCCACUGUCAUUACCCACCUCCGAAGGCGGCGUGCAUGCUGGACAAACCGCGCCUACGACCCACCUCCAUGGCUUCAAUCCCCACGCUCUCGGAACCCACCAUCAUUUCCACAACCAGAACCCGUUCGCGCUUCAGCCUCAGCAUGCGCCGUCCUUCGCGCCGCACCAGUUUACCCAUCAGCCCUCAGCUUUUGAGCACGCACCUCUGGCGCAGACCCACGAGAAUUCCCCGAUGGACAACAUGGUUCCCGAGGUUGAAAUGCAGGAGCAGUCACCAUUGGUUGGCUUCGCACCUCAGACUUUUGAGGAGAACGUUCCGCCUCCCAUGGCCCAACCCGCUGGCGAAAAUUUCCGAUAUCACGUUACUUUGAAUGCGCCUACAGCUAUGAUCAAGCAUGCCGACGAGAUUCCAGUCACGUAUCUCAAUAAAGGCCAGGCUUACACUAUUUCCUUGGUGGACACCGCGCCUAUUCAACCCACGUCCGUCCCUGUCAAAUAUCGGACGUACAUCCGCAUCUCCUUCGAAGACGAGCAACAGCGACAGCGUCCCGCGGGCUGUUGGCAGUUGUGGAAGGAGGGUCGGGGCACUAACGAAGCGCAUCAACGGGGUGGUCGCCUGCAGGCUGUUGAAUUCGUCGAUCCGAGCCAGGUCGGCGGUGGUGAAGUGCAAGGACGGCCCAAGGUAGAGCUGGACAUAGCCUCUUUCGACGGCUUUGCCGUAACUUGGAUACCCGUUCACAACGCCGUUCCGGAGUGCUCUAUCGCUGUGCGGUUCAACUUUCUCUCGACAGACUUCAGCCACUCGAAGGGCGUCAAAGGCAUACCAGUUCGCCUGUGCGCUAAAACGGAACUACUCACGAGCAUUCCUGGAUCUCCCGAAGAAGGCUCGAAGGCCGAACUCUGCUAUUGCAAAGUGAAGCUUUUCCGAGAUCACGGCGCUGAGCGGAAGCUGUCCAACGAUGUCGCACACGUCAAGAAGACUAUCGACAAAUUGAAGCAACAAAUCGCUCAGGUAGAGUCUGGCAUGAAAGAUUUUGGAAAGCGGAAGCGCAGCGGCUCUAUAUCCAAGUCCACACCCAGUUCGAGGCCAGGAAAAGUUCCCAAGCACAAGAGGACAUGGUCAAUGUCUUCGGCAAGCUCGGCUUCGGGUACCCGCGCUCCAGCCGAAGAGGACCUGCAUCUGAAGCUCGCAAGUCUACAGGACAUGUUCAGCUCCACAAGACCCGUGAGCGUUCUGUAUCUCAAGGGAGACGAGCAAGAUGACCCGGACCUCCAUCCCGUGCAGCUGUCCGGUACACCUCAGGAUCUGUCCAAGAUUGAUACGAACGUGGAUGCAACAAUGUGGGAGCGACAAAGCUCUCACACAGGGGCGACCUCGUCGAUUGUAUCGCCAACGCCGAGUUCACAAUCUUUACAUUCCGACCAGCGUCGGGGCUCUAGCUUCCAGCAGCCAGCGCCGUUCCAGCCGCCCUCCCGAAUGUCAUCAAACGAAUGGCGAAACCUGCCCCAGACAGCGACAGGAGACCUCAAACCGCACAGCGGCAUUCCCGCUAUCUCGGGCGUCCCAACGAAAGUUCAAAGACCGUACAGCGACGAUCAUGCCCUUUCUGGGUGGAUCGAAGCCUUAGGCGUCGAUCAGACAUAUCAACCGCCACCGGAACCAAUGUUGAAGCCAGUCGCGUGUUUCUUCGUUCAACCAAGGAUCGCCGGUAAACAGCCCGAAGACAAUUACUUCAGGGCCGUGUACCUGAUAGAGCGAACCGUAAAAGCACUCAUUGGCGGCAUCGCAAUGAAGAUCGAUAUUGAACCCACAAAAGUCACCCGGGCUAUUCGGAUCAACCAGAAGGGGCUGCAAAUCCUAAUGGAUGACGACGCCGUUCAGGAGAUCCCCGAACAACAAGAUAUGACCGCCGAAUUCCACGAGAUUAUCCCGCCGCAACAACCCAUGAAGCGAGAAUGGGACGCAGGCCCUACGGACAUACAGGUGGAUGGCGACAUAGGCAUAAUCGAGAACGUGAACUCUACAGGCUAUGAGCUCCGGCUCCUCUACUGAAAAGCCAGACGCGUCACAUCCACCUCUUUCGGGCCCCUAUCAACAAUUUAAUGACCCUACGUAAUGAUAUUGUACUAUUCGUACACACAAAGCGCAGGCAGGACGCUUUCCGGAGAAGAUGAACAUGUUCCACAUACUGGUCGAUUCGGUUCACCACACAUUCGGCGUUUACAUCCUCUUCUUCAAAGAUACCACUGCUCCACACGAGCCAUUUGUUUGAU